AAUGGGCGGGUGUCACGUGCAGCCUAUCCACUCCAAGGUAGGUAGGGGCGACUGAAUUUUUCGCUUGAGGUCCUUCCCUGCCCAAAGUCCCCCGCCGCCUUCAACAUCAGGUCGACCUUGAAAGUUUGUCAAUCAAUCUUGGGUAUACCCACAUUGUCAACAACGGUUUUUCAGCACCCCGCUUGUUUACAUCCCUCGCAUCUGUCGCUACAACACCACAGACACAACCAUCAAGAUGGCUGAGCAGCAGACUCCUACCUUCAAGCUCGUGCUUGUCGGUGACGGUGGUACCGGAAAGACCACCUUCGUCAAGCGUCACUUGACUGGUGAAUUCGAGAAGAAGUACAUGGCCACCCUCGGUGUCGAGGUUCACCCUCUUGGCUUCACCACCAACUUCGGUCAGAUUCAGUUCGAUGUCUGGGAUACCGCCGGUCAGGAGAAGUUUGGUGGUCUCCGUGAUGGUUACUACAUCAACGGCCAGUGCGGUAUCAUCAUGUUCGAUGUUACCUCCCGCAUUACUUACAAGAACGUCCCCAACUGGCACCGUGAUCUUGUCCGAGUUUGCGAGAACAUCCCCAUCGUUCUCUGCGGUAACAAGGUCGAUGUGAAGGAGCGCAAGGUCAAGGCCAAGACCAUCACUUUCCACCGCAAGAAGAACCUCCAGUACUACGACAUCUCUGCCAAGUCCAACUACAACUUCGAGAAGCCUUUCCUCUGGCUCGCCCGCAAGCUUGUCGGAAACCCUCAGCUUGAGUUCGUUGCUGCUCCCGCUCUGGCUCCCCCCACUGCCCAGGUCGAUGAGAAGCUCCUGGAGGAGUACCGCAAGGAGAUGGACGAGGCCGCCGCCAUGCCUCUGCCUGGUGAGCUUUCCGACGACGAUCUGUAAAUGACUCGUGUGGUUACGGAAUACUUUUGUUGAGGAGGAUGCUGCCAAACAUCCAAGGAACGAUGCAUGGGCAGUAUUUGAGGAUGGCACAUAGGCAGCCGAAACGACCAUUUAUGAGAUACAGGACGAAAGUCCUGGAGUUUACAGUAGCGUGAUUAUGGGGCGGCACAAAAGACAGGCCGUCAUGCCUUUCUUUGGGGCUCAAGGGACGGUACCACUGCAAAGAGCAGUGUCUUAUUUAGUUUAGCUAGACUUCCUCCACCAAAAACAACGAACAGGGCCAAGUUUGCGUGGCUUGGCUAAGACAAUGAACAUUGGCCCUUUGAUGGAAUUCACC
Molecule: messenger RNA, 1223 nt
Organism: Fusarium redolens
Lineage: Eukaryota; Fungi; Ascomycota; Sordariomycetes; Hypocreales; Nectriaceae
Product: ras family-domain-containing protein
Exons: 6
Coding region: 236-886 (216 amino acids)
Biological process (GO): ribosomal subunit export from nucleus; protein import into nucleus
Cellular component (GO): cytoplasm; nucleus
Molecular function (GO): GTPase activity; GTP binding
Source: RefSeq, a predicted model, not a curated record